GAGCAAACUGUACGCUGUCGUCAGUUCCGUUACGCGUUCCUUCUGGUUUCAUUAAAAAAAAGGGGUAGACAGGAGAUUAUUUAGGAAGACAGGCGCAGCUGGAAUAAGGCUCUGGUCGGCUAUGUCGUGGACAUAUUCGUGAACUAGAGCACUACGUUGUUUCGGACUGACGGGUUUUCCCUCGGACUGACAGAAGACCCGUCGGUGUCCUCUAAGCCGCGCGCUCACUGGGAUGCGCUGCUAGCUUGUCGUUAGCUCGCUCGCUAGCUUCCCCAACUGCUCCGGGCUUGUUUUUGUAGUUGCUUUUUUUAAACGACGCGACCAAGCGCACCAACGCUACAGUGCCCGUGGGAGUAGAUCCAGCUGUGACAUUUACCCGUUAAGCCUGCUCUGCAAUGUGAAAACCAUGUGGAGGGUCAUUUUCCACCAUCAUCCGUGGCUCUUGUCACGCACACACCAUUAAUUAUUUUCCUUCCAAGCCAAAAGUAGGAGCUAUAUUACUACUUGUUCGGCACUUUGUUAUGCUGAGUAAGUGUAGUUUCCUGUUAGACUGAUCAGACGAUGUUGAUAUAUUCAUUUCGUAAUCCCCUCUCUUGUCUGGCUGUUCAGCGAAUGCUUUGCUGCUAACAUCCCAACCUUUCAUAGGGUGCAGAGUGGCCACUUCAACAAGGCGGCUCAUUGUAGUGGGCCGGGGGGGGCUUUCAUAGACGUAGUGCAUUAUGACCGACAGCAUUAUGAGUAAAGCUGCCACAAUGGAGAUUCCCAUCAACAGUAAUGGAGACACAGGAACUCUACCAGAAGACGACAGCCUGGAACAGGCUGCAAAACUGCAGUGGAGCUUAGAUGAGAAGGUAGGGAGCUCCAGAGGCACCAGGGACCUGCAGCAGGUGAUGGUGUCGGGUCCCAAUCUGAACGAGACCAGCAUCGUAUCGGGGGGUUAUGGAGGAACAGCAGAGGGAAUCAUCCCCACCAGCUCCAUCAAAGGUUCCAGCAUGCACCACAGCAGCAGCAGCUCGUCGAUGGCGGCCGACGAGGCCACCCGCGGCGUGGCUGUGGAAAAGCUAGAAACAGUGAAGAAGUGGGGACUCAACACUUACAAGUGCACUAAGCAAAUGAUCUCUGAGCGCUUCGGUCGGGGUUCCCGCACUGUGGACAUGGAGCUCGAGGCUCAGAUCGAGGUGCUGAGGGACACUAAAAGGAAGUACGAGAGUGUGCUGCGAUUGGCCAGAGCGCUGACUAACCACUUCUACAACAUGGUGCAGACCCAGCAUGCACUGGGGGACACCUUUGCUGACCUCAGUCAGAAAUCUCCAGAGCUGCGGGAUGAGUUUGGCUACAACGCAGAGACACAGAAGUUGCUGUGUAAGAACGGGGAGACUCUCCUCGGUGCCAUUAACUUCUUUGUGUCAAGCAUCAACACACUGGUCAACAAGACCAUGGAGGACACCCUUAUGACAAUCAAGAUGUAUGAGAGUUCCAGGCUGGAGUUUGAUGCCUACCGGUCAGACCUGGAGGAACUGAGUCUGGGGCCGAGGGAUGCAGUCGCCAUGGCGCGCAUAGAUGCUGCUCAGCAGCAGUACCAAAUCCAGAAGGACAAAUAUGAACGCCUCCGCUCAGACGUCAUCAUUAAACUCAAGUUCCUGGAAGAGAAUAAGGUGAAGGUGAUGCAUAAGCAGCUCCUCCUCUUCCAUAACGCCAUCUCGGCGUACUUUGCUGGCAACCAGCAGCAGCUGGAGCAGACGCUGAAGCAGUUCAACAUAAAGUUGAAGCCUCCCGGGGACGACAAGCCCUCCUGGUUAGAGGAGCAGUGAGGAGAUCCGCCCCAAACCUCCCGCAGCCGCCUCUUCGACCACCUCCACCCGUUACCGUUUGAACACCCAACUUUACAGGGGACGUCUGCAGGGGGAAAACGUGCGGCUAGAUGAUUGGACGGAUGGAUCGCAGGGUAUUAUUUGGUAUUAAUGGGCAACAUGAAGCAGGGAACCAAGCGGCCAGUUCUCUGGAGAGACCGGGUGGGUGGGGCUUAUAGUGCCUCUCCCCAACUUCCAUUUUUUUUUCCCCCCACUCGGACUUAUUCUUUAUACUUUGUUCACCCCCCCCCCCCCCCCCUCCGAUCUAACUCCUGUAAAUGUCAUCACUAUUUUGCUGUGUCAACUUUAGUCAUGGUCACCAUUGUUCUCCUCAAGUGCUAACUUGUGCUCAGAGUUAAACUUCAACCCCGCACCAUCUUGGGUACAGAGACAAGAUGACAAAAGGAGACGGCGACAAAUCCAUUAAAACACCCUCGGAUGUGACCAAACGCUGCGUCAGAAACUCUUCCAGACCGUUUCACUCUCGUCGUGUGCCUCUUUAUUUGUGCGCUGACGCACUAGAUGAACACGUGGCCUGCAGGAAGAACGAUAAGUUCAGAAAAACAGGUUUGAAACUCCACAAGAAGGGGAUUCUACACUGGAAAGGAACGCUUGAGUAUUUCCAAUCAAUGUACAUUUCAAAUGAAGUACUAUUUAACAUUUGAAAUAGAAUGAUUGUUAUUUGCUUAUACAACGGAAACACUACUGUGUUAAGUUCAGUUUUUGCUGUUUGUUUGAUUUGUAAUUAUUAUUAUGUUGUGCUUCAGAGAGACGCACAGUACACUGUUUGUCGGCUGGUGCUUUAGGGAGAAAGUACCAAAAGACGUAGUCUGCAAUUCUCACUAAUGCUACAGAUUUCAAUUGUUUUUACAUCAACUCAGAUAUGCAACGAUUGUUUAGUGAACACUGCCACCGCUUUCCAAAAGGUCCCACUGGUUGGGAUCUGUACUAAUGAUCUUUUAUUUUCCCAAAGAUAAUUGAGAGACAUGUUUACUGUCAUUUCAGUGGUUGCUUAAGCAGUUUGCCUUUGGACUGACGAGGGUUUGAAGGACAGUUGAACCACGCUAGAUGGGCGUCAGUCAGGCGGUUAACAUACAACAAACUUCACUCCUUUUUCUUUGAAAAGGAAUUAAUUCCAUAUUUGUUUCACAUUCUUACAUGGAAAUGUGUUUUUGCCUUUAAAGAUAACGAGGACACGUCAUUGACAUCUAGGGUCUUAUCGUUCAGGCUCCCUAAAGCAGAAUAUAUUUGUCUAUGGUUCCCUUUCUUCACACUGAAGAUUACUUUUCAAUAUUCCUAAUCCUAAUAUUUCUAACAUCAAACUUGUAUAGUAGUUGGGCGAUGUGAUAAAACUACUUAUUCAUUAUUUGUUUAAUGUCCUUUAACUGAAACGUUGUCUUUAGUAUAAUAAACAAUCAUCUAUUGUUGACAAUUAGAAGAUAUUACUGCAAAAUAUCGGCAUGGUACUACAAAUGUAAUGUGUAAUGUAAUUUUUAUGCAUCAAUGUAUUCUGUUCAUUAUAUCUGUUGAUCUGUUGGAAUCAACGUAUCUGCAAAUUACUGGAAUUAUGAGCAUGACGCUAAUGACGUUUUUGCAGCUAAAGAGCGUGUAGGAUAUUCUCACGUGUGUUAACAGAUUCUGUAAUUGAUAUACUCCAAAAAAUAUUCCUACACCAACUGAUCACAAGUAGUUCUGUUUUCCAGUGUUGCACCUCUGAAGUCCGCUGAAGAUGAUCCGGUAUAAUGAAUGUUUUAUCACGCUGAAUUGAUCUCAGUCACUGCGUCUGUCCUCCUCCUUGUCGUCUCUGUAUUUGCAUGGCAGGCAGCAACCCAAAGUACAGGUGCGUAUCUGUGUGGACGCACUGAUGCUCUGCUCUUGACCGUCUGCUCGCAUGGACUGGCAUGGCGUCGUGCUCACGGUUGUUGAUUUUUUAUUUAUUUUUUUUCAAAUCGUAAUCCCGGCUGAAGCGAAAUCCAAAAUUUGGGUUUCCUUUGAAUUGUGCUGAGGACAAUUAGAUUUAGAUUUUUGAUGAAAAGGUGAUUUUAAGGAAUUAAUUGUGUGAUUUUGGUUUGGCUUGAAUUUUCUGAGCGCGUAUCGGUGGGUGUGUUUUUUGAACGAGUCGCCCAGUAAGAACCGGGCCUCACCGAUUAUCUCCUGGUCCGUUUGAUCGUCGUACAGCAAUAUCAACAAAAUGUGACUCCUCUUUUCCAAACCUGCCCGUUUCAAAUUCCUAACCCCAACAACCGAAAUGAAUGGCAAUAGGAUAUUUCUUUUGUUCAGUAAUUGUGAAACCUCCAUUAAAUUGAAAAAAGUGUGACGAGCAUUUAUUGUCACUCUUACUAGUGGUCUGUAGAUUGUUGUUGAGAGAGAACUGAGAGUUUAUAAAAUGAGAUAUUUUAUUUGUGUACAAUCAAUAUUUUGUAGUCUGAGCUGGUGUAUUGUACUGUAUGAAUGAUUGCAUAUAAUGAUAUUUAAGAUAUAAAUGAAAUUGUCAUUGAUUGAUGUGAUACUUCAUUCUGCACUCCGACCUGAAAAGUCCCACCUGACCCCGAGGGAAAAAAAAUUAAAGUACACAUUUUCAAAUGG
Molecule: messenger RNA, 4436 nt
Organism: Gasterosteus aculeatus aculeatus (three-spined stickleback)
Lineage: Eukaryota; Metazoa; Chordata; Actinopteri; Perciformes; Gasterosteidae
Gene: arfip2b
Product: ADP-ribosylation factor interacting protein 2b
Biological process (GO): intracellular protein transport; regulation of Arp2/3 complex-mediated actin nucleation
Cellular component (GO): trans-Golgi network membrane
Molecular function (GO): phospholipid binding; protein domain specific binding
Source: RefSeq, a predicted model, not a curated record